AUGUCGGUUGAUAGGUUCUACGCCCUUAAACUGCCUGACGGGUACCUGUUCACGUCGAAGCGUGAAGGCAAAACGGUCCUGAAGCUGGCGCUGGCAGCAAACAUAAUAUCAAUACUAGUGUUGUUGGCGCUGAGAAAAACACUGAAGUAUCUGUUAGUGGUAUUGCUGGUGGACUACUUCGUGUGCAAAAGUUACGUAGUCGAAGAGAGGCUGAUGAUGUUGGAAAACUUUGGACUGCAAAUAGAGUCGAAGACGCUGGGAAAUUUUAAAAAUUUCAACAGCAUUCCAAUACAGAGCGUGCAGCACCUUUUGAUCAACGAGGCGUUUCUGAUGCAGGAGAUAGUAUUCUACCUGCUGAUCGUGUUGAAUGACUCGAAAACAAUAGUGCUUCCGUUUAAGAAAUGUCGAAUAGACCUGGAAAAUCUGAAGAAAGUGUACAACUGCUUCAAUGAGCUUUUCGACCACGAUACGAAAGGCAACGCAAUUAAAUACGUUCCAUAA
Molecule: messenger RNA, 501 nt
Organism: Theileria orientalis strain Shintoku
Lineage: Eukaryota; Apicomplexa; Aconoidasida; Piroplasmida; Theileriidae
Exons: 5
Coding region: 1-501 (166 amino acids)
Biological process (GO): GPI anchor biosynthetic process
Cellular component (GO): glycosylphosphatidylinositol-N-acetylglucosaminyltransferase (GPI-GnT) complex
Source: RefSeq, a predicted model, not a curated record